Messenger RNA from Alligator mississippiensis (American alligator), 3988 nucleotides. It is a transcript of the gene ACKR2, whose product is annotated as atypical chemokine receptor 2. Gene Ontology annotation, molecular function: chemokine binding; chemokine receptor activity; scavenger receptor activity. Gene Ontology annotation, cellular component: membrane. Bases 760 to 1860 code for a protein of 366 amino acids. The transcript is spliced from 2 exons. The record is from RefSeq and is a predicted model, not a curated record. Gene Ontology annotation, biological process: G protein-coupled receptor signaling pathway; immune response; chemotaxis. NCBI's taxonomy places the organism in Eukaryota, Metazoa, Chordata, Crocodylia, Alligatoridae.
CCCCUGUUGAACUAGAAAGCCACAAAACUGACUGUUCAAGCAGCUGCUGCAUCCUAGGCAGAUGUUGAGAUGACAGCAGACCUGUGGACGUUGCCCUGAUCACAAAGGCACUUGACAUCUGGUUGUGAACCCAGCACAGAGAAGGCAUCAAGAAGCUGAUCUGGAGUCCGGAAUUUUAUGCUUCAACCCACUGACCCGCCCUCGUGGAAAACUCGAUCACUCUUGAGUUCUUUAAAGAGUAACAUUUCGGUGGUUAAAACAGUUCCCUGUUGAAAGGCCGUGCUCUUUGUUUCCUUCCACGUUGUCCUCAAAGGAUUAAAUUAGAGGUCCAAUGAUUCGAUAACCUUGGCGGGACUCUGGGAAAGUGGCUGUAAGCUACUGGGGGCUUGGAGGUCUGACACACCAGUUUGAGGGUCAAGCACAGGUGGGCUAUUGAAACCCACCUGAAGUUAGCACUUGAAGAGAUGAGACGAUAGCCCCUCUUCCAGGGUUGUUGAGUCUUCGACACUUCUGCCGAGCCUGGGUGGCAGGGAUUUUUUGAUGGGACCAAAAGUUUGAAGCAGCUAUCCAAGAGUAACAACAUGAGACUCAACUCUCUGAGCUAGAUGACUCCAUAAUACACAUACUUAGAGCAUUCAGCUCAGCUUCCACUUGUGGAUCCAUAUAUUGUUUGAGGUGGACUCUUCAUCUUCAAACGAUCCUCUUGCCUUUUAAUUUCUGAAUGUGACACAAGGCCAUUUAGUCAGGGGUAUCUCAAGCAUGGCAAUGGCUUUUACAUCUGCUAUGACACUUUCCAUGGACAUUCCUCCCAACAUGACCUACUAUGAGUAUCAAUAUUCAGAGGAGGAGGACUAUAGUCAAUUUUUGGUGUGCAGAAAAGAAAACGUUGUGUCGUUCGGCAAAGUGUUCCUGCCGGUGCUUUAUAGCUUGGUGUGUUUGCUUGGAUUAGUUGGGAACUUACUCCUAUUUAUCAUCCUCCUCAAGUACAUUAAGAAGAGGAGGAUGACGGAGGUGUACCUGAUAAAUCUGACCAUUUCGGACCUUCUCUUUGUGGCAACACUCCCUUUCUGGGCCACGCACACGGCUUCUGAAUGGGUGUUUGGAACGGUGUUGUGUAAGAUCAUUAGUACCAUCUACACCAUGAACUUCUACAGCGGCAUCUUCUUUGUGAGCUGCAUGAGUCUGGAUAUGUACUUGGAGAUUGUUCAUGCGUGGUCCAGUAGAAAUUCCAGGACAUCAGACAAGUGUUUCCUUGUCCCUUUAGUGGUGUGGAUUGCUUCCAUACUGCUGUCUGUUCCCGACGCUGUCUUUAUGCACGUGGAGAAGCUCCACGACGGGAAAUUGGUGUGCAACCACGACUACAGCCAGCACAGCUCCAUCUGGAAGAUUACCCUCCGAUUUCUGCAGAUCGUGCUGGGCUUUCUCGUCCCAUUCCUCUGCAUGCUUUUCUUUUAUAUACGCAUCACUUGUGUCCUCACCACGUAUAAGCCCCCUAGCAAAAAAAGAGCUCUCCAGCUUGUCAUUGUCCUGGUGACUGUUUUCUUUGUCCUGUGGUUCCCUUAUAACAUCACCCUGUUUCUUCACUCGCUGCAAGACCUUCAUGUGUUUAAGGACUGCGAAACCAGCCAGCACCUGGACUACGCUGUGCAAGUCACCGAGAGCCUCGCCUUUGUUCACAGCUGCCUCAAUCCUCUCCUGUAUGCCUUUGUGAACAAGCGGUUCAGGUUGUACUUAAAGAAGAUAUUGGGGGCAGUCUUCAGGAAGCAGAAAAUCCUCAUUUUCCAGCCCUCUGAGACGAGUCAGUUUUCUAGUAAGCGCACAGCCCAAAUAGAAAUGCUAAGCAUCACCAACCUGUCCUAAAUAUUAAGAUUUUAUCACUGCUUAUGCUUUAACAUCACAAAUUUUGCUGCUUUGGGGGGGGGGGUCAGGAAAGGUAAGGGAGAGGGGUUGGAGCACAAAGCUGGAAAUGAGGAAUAAUCCCAUCCCUGACAGUAGCUGUCUCAGUCACUGUGGGCAAACCACAACCAUUCCCUUUCUCUAAACUGAUGGGGAUGGGCAUCUGUUGUUGCAAUUCUCUCUGAAAUGUGCCCCUACAAUGGAGUAAUCCCAGGGAAAUUGGGGUGACUCUGAAUUCAUGUGAAAAUGUCUGAGAGCAAAACCCUGGGCAGUAACCACGAGCUCACUCCACAAUUGUAACCGUGAACUAUGUCACAUAUGCAAGGGGAUGAUUCAGGAGGAGCCCAGGAGAUGUGUAUCUGGUAGUUAAAUAUUAGAACAGGAGCAACAGCAUGUGCACACCCACACAGAUAUAUGAUUAUAUAAAAAUAUAUAUGCAUAAAAUGCAUACAUAUAUAUAGGAUUACAUAUCCAUAGAUACACAUACACAGCAUUAUAUAUGAAUACACACACAUAUAGGAAUUAUAUAUACAUACACACACAUCCACAUAGGAAGUGUAUAUAAAAACACACACACAUACACACGCAUAGGGAUUAUAUAUAAAACACAUACACAGGAAUUACAUAUAAAUACACACACAUACACAUAGGAAUUUAUAUAUAAAUAUACACACAUAUAGGAAUUAUAUAUGAAUAUAUACACACAUACAUAUAUGUGUGUAUUUAUACAUAAAUACACACAUACACAUAUUGGAAUUAUAUAUACAAUACACACAAACACACUCAGGUGUUGCAGAAAGUAAGAGCAAUAUCAAAAUAAAAGGAUUUUGUAUGCAAUGAAUGGGAAACUACCCAGCAAUGAGAAAUAAUGGGCAGCAUUGUCGAGCUUACCCAUCAUUUAUGACUCCAUAGAGAAGUGAUAUGGUCCUGUUAGUUUGCUCAUUGCAUGCAAACUGAUAUAAGUGUAAUUGCGUUACUGUUGGAAAUACCUGGGUGUGUUGCUCUGUAUUUAACCUGUUAAUAUCAAGUAAUUUUAUGAAGAGAUUUGCAAGGCAGGGCAGUACCAUUUCCCUGCGUUUUCCAGGUGGCCAAGCAGCAGGCCAGUGGCAGAGGAAGGUCUCUUGAGUUUCAGGCCAGAGGCCAGAGAGUCUGUGGAACAAGGGAAGGAGGAUUUGCAAAGACUCUUUGAACUGAGGAGGGGAUGGAAAGGAGGCACACAAAGAACCCUUGCAGUCGGGGGGCAGAGGCAGGUGAGGAGAUAGAGGGAUGCAAAGCGCCCCGACCUUGGCAAUGCACCCAUCCUGCAACCAUAACAUUCAACCCCCUACAGCAGCCGUCACGGCGAUCCACUCCCAGUUGGAUCUUAGGGGAGGAAGAGCUGUGGAGAAGGUGGGAUUGCUAUGUCCUGUGUCUGUCAUCAUUGUGUGUGCCUCAAUUGCUUUUUGCUGUUACCCACGGGGGUUGAAUCACGUGAAGAGAGGGAGCGAGAUGUGGCUGUCUGCACAUACUUGGGUGAAAGGUGCUGGUGGCACUGAGCAGGAUCCAAGAUGUCAGGAUCCCAGCCACUGACCUGUGGGCUUGAGGGCUACUAGAUCUGAAGCCACAGCAAGUGGAGUAGUAGACUAGGGGCCAGGCUCAAGCGAGGGGCUCUGCACCCAGCACCAGAGCAGCGGUGGCUUCACCUGGGAUACGUGGCAGUGCCUAGAGAGCCACACACUCCACAGGCACGAGAUGAACCUGUCUGCACCCUGGAUGCCCGGAGCUGAGAAAAUGAAAAGUGCUAACAGCGGGAAUAGGGGAAUGAUCUCUACCAUGCUGGCGGUGGAAAAAACAACUCUGGACUGUUGCCAAGGGACCUGUGUGGGGGGUGGUGGCACUUGCUGUUAUUUUGGCACUCAGAUAUUUUAUCUGUUGAAAAAUGAAUGCGUUUAACAAUGUGCUUUCCCUUUUAACCUAUAAUUAAUUCCUGCUUGGAUAACCCUGGAGUGUGGUGGGGAUGUGGCUCACUGCAUACAUGCAAAUGGUGUAAUUUAGCAUCCUUACCUGUCUGGGUAAUAUUUCAGAAAUGUAAAUAAAUGUUUCAGAAAUCGAA